GAUAUAUUAACUAUGACGCCAUUACUUUUUCGUCUCCUCCUGUUGGGGACUUUAUUGCUGAGGGUAGCUGGGACUAACUUGCUAGGGAAUGGUGACCUAGAGGCGGCUAGCCUAGGGCCCUACUUGAGUACAUCUGAAUGCUCUGUGGCAAUUAGUACCACGGAGAAACAUGGUGGAGCGCAGAGUGUCCACAUCACCGGAAGGACUGCGAAAUGGGCCGGCCUUGGAUAUAAACUUGGCCUCAGUAAUGGCAUAGCUUCAGGAAAAAUAUAUGCAUUUUCGGGAUACCUGAAAUUGGAGAAUCUGGCUCAAGGAUUCUCUUACCAUAAUGUAACAACGACCGUCAAACAAACAUUCAAUGAUAACAGCCAGAAGUUCGAAAUGCUGAGUUUGCAGCCUCUUGUCCGAACGGGAUCCUGGAUAGAGAUAGGAGGCGACUUCAAACUUCUAGUGAUAUCAAGGAGAUCAGGAUUUACAUACAGAUACAGCAACCGGAAGUCAACUACUUCUUUGAUGACGGAAGCCUUAUCUCUUACGGAACCUGGCAUUUCUCUCAGUGGAAUCGACAUAGAGGCAGAGCAAAAUAAUUGUGAGUUUGGACAUGGGACCGCUGUCAAGGCUAGUCUAUGGACGGAUGCAUCCUACGGUUUCUACCGAGACUUCGUUACCAAAACAUUGAAAUCGGAGUGGGCCGUUAUAGAGAAUGACCUCAAGUGGAGGGGUAUGGAGUGGACCCAGGGAACCAUUAAAUUUACUGACGCUAAUGCAACCAUAGAUGAUCUUUUGAGUAAAGGAAUAUCUGUUCGUGGUCACAACAUGUUUUGGAGUGUAGAGAAAAGGAUUCCAAAAUGGGUACAGAGCAUUACAGACAAGGACACAAUGAAGACGUUGAUACAAGAAAGGAUCUCAGAUGCGAUCAGCUUGACCAAAGGGAGACUGGCGCAUUGGGAUGUCUGUAACGAGGCUCUUCACGGUGACUUCUACGAAAGGAAGACCGGAAACGUAGAUAUCACCAUGGAUAUGUUCCGGGAAAUGCAUAAAAAGGAGCCAAGCACACAACUGUUUCUCAAUGACUUCGCUGUAGUGAACUCGGGGACGGUACACGACGGUAUGUCAGCCUUAAGUAAUCAAGCUAAGAGUUUCCUGGACGCCCAAGUUCCACUCCAUGGAGUCGGACUACAGAGCCAUCUACCUCCCAGUGAUAUCGACAUCACCCAGCUGAAGUAUCGCUUAGACAAGAUUGCAGAGGCUGGCCUUCCUAUGUGGAUCACGGAGAUGUCUGUUACCAACACUAACGACACCGCUAAGGCCCAGACGAUCGAGGACGCUCUCACUCUGUACUUCAGUCACAAGAUGGUGAAGGGCGUGAUACUGUGGGGAUUCUGGUCAGGGGCCAUCUACGACACAGAAAACGCCCUGGCAACAGGCACAGAUUCUAUAACAUUGAACGAAGCCGGGCAGAGAUACGUGGAUCUUGUGAAUACAAAAUGGAGGACAAACUGGAUAGAUCCUGUCAGGGCCAACGCCUCAUGGGAAAGGAAGUGUUUCAAGGGAGACUACACCAUCAGUGUCAAAAAGAAUGGAGAAACACUGAAGACAUUUGACUUAAGUCUGACAACAGACAGAAAACUCAUACUUUGGCUUCAAGGAACAACUGGAAAACCCUUGAUAAAGGAGUGGAUCGUCUGAGGGUUCAUCGCAACCAGAACGGAAUCCUACCAAAAUUACAAUUAAAAACGUAAUAAACAGCUGGAAAACCCUCGAUAAAGAAGUGGAUCGUCUGAGGGUUCAUCGCUUCCAGAACGGAUUCCUACCAAAUAUUACAAUAAAAAACGAAGCAAACAAGUUCUAGUGUAUUUCUUUCAUUGAUACUCAGUACCAUAACGUUCAAAGUCAUUUUCCUAAACACUGUGUCUCUUUUACUCUCGACACUGCUGGAUAACCCUUUACCUACCGUAGUCAAACUGAUAAAAGCAUGUUUUAUAGAGGUUAUCAAUAUGGUUUAAACAGGUUUUGAAAUCUUUAUCUCUAGAGAUGUAUAAGAUAAGCGUAAUAUCUUAUGUAUACACGAUUUUUUUUCUUCUUCUAAAAGUGCAAUGUACGCCACAAUACUAUAUGCAAUGUAUACCAAUACAAUAAUAACUGUUGAUUUAUUCAUUAAUUCAACGUUUGUCAUACUCCGUCGCGCUUACAAUUAUUAUUCGUUGUAAAUUGUCUAUCAAUGUAGGAACAAGACUCUAAAUUGUAAAACUGUUCAACACCUUCAGUUGUACGCCUAUAAACAUUCUUCCUUAGAUAUUUGUUCCGGGCUUGGUCGGAUGAGCUCAACUUUUAAACAUUUCUUUUCGCUCCUGUAGUCUUUUCGUUAACAUGCUUGUAUUCACUAUGGCAAUAUUUGGUCAAAGCAAAUCCAAAAUUCUACUCUACCACAUGAACUAAACCUACUGUUAAACUUCAGAGCAGUAAACACCUGAAUCAGAAUAAAUACCUUGUUGAUCCAUAAUGAUAGUUUAAAUAUUACCAUCUACAACUCAUCUACUGGGGUUUCUGCUUUGUGUGUACUUAAACUCUCUAUCUAUGACGAAAUUGUUAAACAUUUAGAUAAAGGUAAAGAAGCAAGAAUGGUAUUUUGCGAUAUUAGUAAAGCUUUCGAUAGGGUUUGGCAUGAUGAUCUAAUUAAUAAAUUAAAAAGAUAUGGUAUAAGUAACAAUAUUUUAAAAUGGUUUUCAUCUUAUUUAACUGAUAGAAGACAGAGAGUGGUCAUUGAUGGAUUUAAAUCUACAUGGAAAACUCUACAGGCAGGGUACCUCAAGGUUCAGUUUUAGGUCCUUAUCUGUUUCUACUAUAUAUUAAUGAUGUAUGCGAUAAUUUAGUGUCUAAAGUAAAACUUGUUGCUGAUGACACUUCCCUAUAUGUUUUAAUUGGGAGGGACAGACAAGAGGCUUCCACCAUUCUUAAUCAAGAUUUGGAAA
Pecten maximus is the source of this 2972-nucleotide messenger RNA. Its product is annotated as anti-sigma-I factor RsgI6-like. The transcript has 13 exons. The record is from RefSeq and is a predicted model, not a curated record. NCBI's taxonomy places the organism in Eukaryota, Metazoa, Mollusca, Bivalvia, Pectinida, Pectinidae. The coding region runs from base 13 to 1689 and encodes 558 amino acids. Gene Ontology annotation, molecular function: hydrolase activity, hydrolyzing O-glycosyl compounds. Gene Ontology annotation, biological process: carbohydrate metabolic process.